AUGGCACUGCGGCAGCGGAUGGCGGUGGUGAGCCGCAUGCAGCCAUUCCGAGCAGGUGUAGGCCGAUGUGUGCAGCAGAGGAGCUUCGCUUUCCGGGAAGACCAACCGGAGAUGCUCUUCAGAGUCAAGGGCGAAGGAGUGGAGAUGGCGAAGUUGGCAGGAGGUGUAUACCUGCGAACCGAGCGAAGGCAAGUCACGUUUCUUGAGGGCAUGGGCCCCAAGAGCAUCGACAACUGCUUGAAGGCCGUGAUGCUGGUGAACAAAUUCGCAGAGGCCAAACGAAACGGAGAGAGCGCCGGCGAGGCGCCAUGGUUCCAUCGGGUUGGCUUUGUCCCCCAGCUACGGAAGAGAGAUACCACCUACUGGAUCAGCAUGAAGGUCGUAGGGUUGCAGAAGCCCUACACGCCAUACCCUGCGCCGGAGCAGGACAGAUUGAGAGUGGGACGGGACACACCGAUUGAGAAGCUUGCCGCGGCCGUCAACACCUGCUGGAUGCACAGGUGUGCUGGAGAGAGGUCGGAGCCAUUGGUGUGCGCCAUGGGCCCUCAAAGCGUAAGCUUGGCUGUCAAAAGCAUUGCUCGGUGUCUCAAAGACAUGAGUGAGCCAUCAUCUCAAGCUUGA
Symbiodinium natans is the source of this 621-nucleotide messenger RNA. The record is from the annotation of a GenBank genome assembly. NCBI's taxonomy places the organism in Eukaryota, Dinophyceae, Suessiales, Symbiodiniaceae.